AUAUUAUUGUCUUGUCUCUCGCCAUCAAACACGGCCGUCAAACACGGCUGCACACACAAGGCUACGUUAACGAGCCGCUGAAGUUUAUUUCGCUAGCCGCCGCCGACCUCACCUAAGCUUCCUGCUCCAUCGCGAUUCCUCCCGCCUAGCACAACCACAAAUGCCGCCACGACUUCCACGGCUAGCCCCCGGGCGACUGCGACUCGCGCGCACCAAUUCCCUGCUGCCAAAGACGUCGAAAUGUUUACUCUGCCAAUUCAAUGCCGCGCCAGCAGCUGCUGGGAAACAGGUACCGUGUCGGCGGGAGCAGGUCGGGACCACCGCCGCUGCGUCGAUUCCGCGGGCGCGACGACAACUCUCUACUGCGACUGUGGUGGUGGAGGGGGAUGGGGAGGCUAAGCCACUUACUCCGAAACAAGUUGUUGCUGAGCUUGAGAAAGCCCUGAGCGACCUCGAGAAGCAGGCCGUUGGGUAUGUCAACCUCCCGCGGUUGCGGCUGGCGCAACGCGGUGUCGCGCAAAGGGUUGGGCAGGAAGUUAUACGCGUUGCUGUCAUUGCGCUAGCGGGGCAGGGAAAGUCUACAGCGAAGAGUAGGGAGCUUAUACGGUUGCUACUUGCGGAUCCGUUGAAGGCGGAGGAGGAGUGGGAGAGGAGUCUGACGGCGACGGAGGAUCCGGUGUUAUUACGAAUCAGCCACCGGUCAGGCGGGAAUGUCGAGGGUGGGGGGGCCUUCAAGAAUCGGCUACUGAAGGAAGUGCAGAUCUCUUCGGCGAUGUUGAAGGAUCAUUACCUCGAGAUUCUGGUUAUCGACGGAGAUGUGUUGAUGGAAUCCGAGGAGGGGACCGCGGAACUCGCAGAGAACGUGCUGGUUCCCAAUAUCCAGAUCCCCGCCUCGUUCGGCGCGCAUUACUCCCCCAUAACAGCACCAGUGCACAAGGCCCUCAUAGUAGGCGACGGCAUCCUCGGCGCAGCAUCACUCCUCCGCCUCCCAUCCAUGGAAGCGGAUCUCAUCCAAACCGCCGUCGAUCUCCCAUCCAGCAUCCACGACACAGCCGCGACCACGCAAUUCCACUCCGUCGACGUAUCCCUCGGCACCGCAGCCCUAAGAUCCUUCCGCGAAAACGUUGGCAAUGCUUUGAAAUACGAACAACAAUGGUCCGCCUCCGGCCUGCCCACCCUCCGCGACUGGGUCAUCUCCGGCUCGAGCUCAUCCACCACCUCCUCUUCGCUAAAACCACCAGUCCACGCACUCAUCCGCUCUCUCCUCUCCUCUACCGAAGAAAAAAUCCACUGCCGCGAAGCCUCCGCCCUAUCCGCCGCGCUCUCAGCGAGGGUCUCACCAUCCACCACGCAAUCUCUCCAGCGCGACCUGGACGAGUGGGCAGAGGGCGCGCACACCGAGCUACGCGAUCAACUCGACCUCGCUUUCUCAGGCCGGCGCUGGCGCGCGCUGGCGUGGUGGAAGCUGUUCUGGCGCGUUGACGACGUGUCGGCUAUUACCUCUGACAUUCUUGCAUCGCGCUUCCUCACUGGUGCGGAGCAGGAGGUUAUUUACAUCGCUGGUAAGAUUGACGCCGCUGGUGUUCUUGCUGAGCCGACGACUCCGCAGCCGUCGUCGGCGAAUUGGGCGUAUAAAGAUGCGCCGCCGAUACGUGACCCGGAGGAGGAGGUACCCCUCGGCAUCGAGCCCGAGGCUGCCGCACGCCGCGUCCGCGACGUGAUUCCAGUCAUUGAUACUCCACUCGAUGGCCCCAUCGCCACGCCCGCUAUAAAAGCGCACCCCUGGCCCCUCCACAUCCCCCUAACACGCUCGUACAUCGCCACCUCCAGCGUCCCGCGCCUACAAGCUCUAGCGCAGAAACUCGUCGCCCAAACGCUCGGCACGACAGCCUUCAGCGGCGCGUUCGCGGGGCUGAUUUACGUGUCGAAUCUUAGUGUGGGGAUUUAUGAGGCGGGUGCAGUUGCGGCGCUGGGGACGGUGUGGGCGCUGCGGCGCAUGCAGGGGGGGUGGGAGGGGGGAGGGGGUGGUGGGAGAGAGAGGUUAGGGAGGAGGGGAGGAAGGCGGUUAGGGGGGUUGAGGGCGUUAUGGGGGGGGUGCUGA
Pseudogymnoascus destructans is the source of this 2101-nucleotide messenger RNA. RefSeq lists its product as uncharacterized. NCBI's taxonomy places the organism in Eukaryota, Fungi, Ascomycota, Leotiomycetes, Thelebolales, Thelebolaceae. The coding region runs from base 161 to 2101 and encodes 646 amino acids. The record is from RefSeq and is a predicted model, not a curated record. The transcript has a single exon.